Messenger RNA from Sardina pilchardus (European sardine), 1678 nucleotides. It is a transcript of the gene prim1, whose product is annotated as DNA primase subunit 1. Gene Ontology annotation, cellular component: alpha DNA polymerase:primase complex. Bases 135 to 1412 code for a protein of 425 amino acids. The record is from RefSeq and is a predicted model, not a curated record. Gene Ontology annotation, biological process: DNA replication, synthesis of primer. Lineage: Eukaryota; Metazoa; Chordata; Actinopteri; Clupeiformes; Clupeidae. The transcript is spliced from 13 exons.
UUUGUAGCAGGUUGGCUGUCAGCGAGUGGACUGAAGAAUUCAAUAUUGAAUUCAAUAUUGAAGUUGGCUACGCAUAUUAGCAUCGUUAAUAUACACUGCUGCACAGACUGUUUGUGUCCUAUUUUGCUGCAGACAUGCCAGCCGCAGAUUAUGACCCUGCCAGUUUACCAGACUUGCUACCAUUGUACUAUCGCCGAUUGUUCCCUUUCUCACAGUACUAUCGGUGGCUAAGUUAUGGAGGUGUGACCAAGGGCUACUUCCAGAACCGUGAGUUCUCCUUCACCCUCAAAGAUGACAUCUAUGUCCGGUACCAGUCUUUCAGCACACAGAAUGAGUUGGAGAAGGAGAUGCAGAAGAUGAACCCCUACAAGAUUGACAUUGGAGCUGUGUACAGCCACAGGCCUAAUCAACACAACACUGUGAAGUCCGGCGCAUUCCAGGCCCUGGAGAAGGAGCUGGUAUUUGAUAUUGAUAUGACAGACUACGAUGAUGUCAGAACAUGCUGCAGUGCUGCGGACAUCUGUGCCAAGUGCUGGCCACUGAUGACCAUUGCCAUCAGAAUCCUGGACCGGGCGCUGAGAGAGGACUUUGGCUUCCGGCACCUUCUGUGGGUGUACUCUGGCAGGAGAGGGAUCCAUUGCUGGGUGUGUGAUGACGCCGCGAGGAAGCUGUCAGUGGCUGCUCGCUCUGCUGUCGCAGAGUACCUCAGUCUAGUCAAGGGUGGUGAAGAGACCAUGAAGAAAGUCCAGCUGUCCGAUCCUCUACAUCCAUUCAUCAGAGAAUCUCUUGCUGUGGUGGAGCGCUACUUCCCCAAGUAUGCCCUUGCAGACCAGGACAUACUGGGAAACAGCAAGACUGCGGACAAAGUUCUGGCUCUUGUGCCCGAUGAUGUGCGAGAGGACCUGCAGACCGUGUUCCAGAGUGAGAAGAACCCACAGAAGCGCUGGAACAAGCUCUGCGGUCUGGUGCAGCACCAGCGGGUGAGCUCGAAGAAAGGGUGCCAGUAUAUCGAUAAGGAGAUCAUGCUGCAGUACUGCUACCCCCGCCUCGACGUCAACGUCAGCAAAGGAGUCAACCAUUUACUGAAGAGCCCUUUCAGCGUCCAUCCCAAAACUGGGCGGAUAUCUGUGCCAAUUAACCUUGAAGAACUGGACUCAUUCGAUCCUUUUGAAGUUCCAACAAUCCGUCUGAUCUGUGAGGAGCUGGACAAGCCUCGGACUGUGGAGGAGGAGGACGAGGUGGACAAGGAGAACGAGAGUGAGGGGGAGGCAGCCGAGCGACGCAAGAUCAGAGACUACAAGAGGACAAGUCUGGCUAAGUAUGUGAAGCAGUUUGACCAAUUCCUGGAUGGGAUGGCUCGCUCGCGCAAAGGGGAGAUGCUGAGGAAGAGUGACCUCCAGAAGGACUUCUAAUCUGGUGCGGAGCAUUCCAACCUUCAUAUCGCCCCUCACACCACCCUUGCAGAGACUCUGCUUUCAUGAUUCCACUUGAUGUACAGACAUUUGCCCAGCAGUGUAAAGUUUUCAUUACAAACCUUCUUACUAAAUUGUAAAGUAACCAAGAUAUCACUGUAAUAUCACCAUGUAAACUCUUUCCCCAUCUGUUCCUUUUGUUGUAAAAAGCUCUGGCGACUCCCUUUUUUUUUUAAAUGAAUAAAACAGGUUUAUAUAUCAAAUAA